UUACCGGUGUGUUACAGGGUGCGCCGUUUUAUUUGAAUUUUACAGCACAAACGACCAGUUAUCGUGGUUCAGUGAAAAGGCAUGUCUAAAGCAUACUCAAAAAUGGACACAACAGAAAUUGUGGGAUUUCGAGAACUGCCUAUCGUACAGAAACAACCAGUUAAAUGGCGAGAAUUAUUGCUGGAUACGGGGACCGGCCAGGGUAGCUUGGAAACGGUAUCAGUCAUCGAGAAAGCCGGCGGCUUAGUGUUGCCGAGCCCAUGGAACCGUUUUAUUUAUUGGCGAACCCAGCAAGGAAGUAUCGAGCUGGUCGAGGAAAGCCUUGAUUCUAAACUGCAAGGCAACAGGCUACGAAUUAAGCUAAUUAAUACACCAAUUCUCGGAGAUUCGGUGACAUUGUCCGAGAGUGGAGAGGACUAUGUGAUCCUCCUUCUUAGUACUCUGGGCUCGUUACAUCGGGUGGCGUUUCCCCAUCCUCGUCUUCUUGACGCAACUCGCAGUAUAUUUUCAGAUGCGGCAGGCUCCGCACUUAAGGACUAUUACUUACCCUCACUCCCGGGACAGAUCACAUUGUGCAGUAAUUACCUGACAGCAGGUAAUGAUGGCAUGUUCGUCGUCGGAACAACAGGCUCGCUUCACCUCAUAACCUUUUAUGUUGAUGGGCAAGCACAAUCCCAGGAACUUCAAAGAACUCGGACAAUCAAGAAGCGCUUGACAGGCAUGCUGCCUACCGUCAUACGGCCUCGAGAGGGCUCUGGAGAAGCCCCAGCUGCGGUGACAUGCUUUGAGCACGAAAAUGAUUUUCUCAUUUUUGCCCUAGGAAACGACCGUCGGCUCUGUGCGUGGUCAUUCUAUAGUAAUGAAGUGGUUUCCAACGUAAGCUUAUCGGAGAUCAUGGGCUGUCUUGAUACAGGGGUCACCUCAUCCGGAGGUUCCCGAUCCUUCGAUAUGAAGCGGGUACUUAAUCGUAAUUUGUUAAUCGUGCGUGCUUUUGAGCGUUUUGCUAUUCUGAAACCACAGGUCGACCCACAUUAUGGCGUCCGCUUCUCCACGCUUGCAAGCAUUAAGUUUCCUGAUACCAACAUUGUGGAUUUCGGUGCAGACUCGUUACGACUCUGGGUUCUUUUUGUGAGUUCAAGUGGAGAUCCCUUUAUGACGGCGUUCGAGUAUGGAGCGGACCAAAUGGUGGCCGAUCCUCAUUGGAUGUCUGUUCACUGGGCAGAUCCCGUCAAUGGAGAACGACGCACUCAUUUGCAGGAUACCGGAAUAAAUGAAGAGUACUUAGACAAGAUCUUUCGUGGGGACUGUUUUGGGGUUAACGCGCUCACGAAAACCGUUGCUAUUUUUCGAAAAACAGAGUUUGGUGACACGCUGGCACAGUUCAACGGUACGCAACGCGAUGAGAUCAUGGAACUAAUAUCAUUAGCCAUCGACAGACGGCUCGACUCAGGAGUCGAUGAAGAAGAAGCGCAAACGGAAGUUUAUGAAAAGUUCCUCUCGUAUGCAGUCCAAUACCAUAACGAUGGACUCAAACCGCUUGGAAUAGUGUUAGGCGAGCAGCUUACAGCUGUUGUCAAAUCUGACCAGCUGGGCAUAAUUCAAGAGUGUGACGAUGCCGAACAGGUACUUCUGUCACAGAGUCUGGGUCCAGUUCAAGUCGCGGGAAUAAGGGAGCUAGUGGACUGCCUUGGGCUUGUUAAUCAGACACUGGAACCUGAAUCACUCUACGACUUAUCAUUGGCUGUAUACGAUAACGGUCCCAUUGAAGAAUGCAUCUGGCAGCUGGCAAGAACCAUUAAUAGCAACAGGGAAUUUCAGCAACCCUUCAUAAAGGCUGCUAGGUCAGUGGGCCGAAUGUGGACAGAAAUUUUGUCUCGACUUAUCGUCCUGAUCGACAGUGAAGUCACUGAUCCUCCGCUCGAAGCUGGCGUCGACCUUUCACCGACGUUGCUCUCUGGUCCGCUAGGAAUCACUUUGAUGGCACAGAACGUUUACCAGCGAGCUACCCUUAUGUACGACUUGUGUCAACGGCUAGUAAUUUUUGAGGCCCUUCUUGUGUUAAACCACGAUGAGAUUAAUAUUCCGGCUAGUAACUCACACUCCAUUAAGACAGAGCAUCUCCAGUCCACGGUGAAUACGAUGCGUUGCUAUUUCCUUGUGUUAUGGGCUUGUGAAACGGCUGCUGAUCCCCACGCUGCCCCUCAUCCGACGACAACGUACAGUGACACGCGAAUGAAUCUAACACUGUCUGAAAGUUUACCAAUGGUAGGAGUUCAAUCAGCUACAGCUUCGACUCAACAAGGUACGACAGUGACACUGAUGGAGCUCUUCUUGGCGAACGACAACACAGCAGUAAUGCUUGGUCAGCGUAAACCCGGCGGUGUUAAAGAUAUCACGCAACUACUGUACGAUGUCACCCGUUACAAUUGUUGUCUGAUUAGUCCCUCGCAAGAGAGCAGCUAUCAAUUGUUGCAGGUUUUGAUGGAAAAACGUCAGUAUUGUCAUCUACAAGAGUUCCUACGUCUACUUCAGUGGGACCCGGCCCGGAGGGGUCUGAAGCACUUUGUCCUUGCGCAUGCUCUUUUAAAAUCUGGCGACGUGGAGCGUGCCUGCGAUGUUUUUAUUUCAAGUCACGACGAAGCAAUUAACGACCCAUUCGUUCUGGAAGAGAUCGGCCUUCCGACAUGCGAACCGGACCUCAUUAGUGUGAUCUACUAUCAGAAAAUGAUCGCCGUUCUAGAAUCUAUGGACAGCCCGAACGAUCAAAUCAUUCGGCUCGCUGAAGCCGCCAUUGCUACAAAACCCGAGCCGCCACCUGAGUACAUGAUUGAAUUGCUGUCUUUAAUAUUCCGCCAUCAGCUAGAAUGUAGCCGCAUCGACAAAGCCUGCGAGGCUUUGACUGCCAUACCGGACACCGAAAUGCAGCGUUCGUGCCUUCGUGAGCUUAUUACAAAGUCACUGGGCCGACGGCAUCCGGAAGUGCUCGUCGAGUUUAAGCCUCAUAGAGACCUUAGAGAGGAACUACUUCACAUCAUGACACACCGAGCGCGCACGAGUGAUAUUACGAUAGAUUUAUGUCUUUACGACCUACUCUACUGUUGUCACAUUCGCGAUACAGAGUACCGCCAGGCCGCGUCAGUUAUGUUCGAGCAGGGUCUAAGGUUAAGUCGCGAACUGCAAGGAAUUGAGAGCUUAAACAAACAAGAGCUCUGCUACCUCACAGCUAUGAGCGGUCUUCAGCUACUUAAGGACAGAUUUAUUGUCAGACCAAAAAGCCGGAAGGAUGUAGUAAUGUGGGAAAGUCUGGCAGCAUGUAACUCCGAGGGUGAUGAUGUACCGAUCGAAUUCGAGGAAAAUAUGGAAGUCCUCGAACUCAGCGCCAUUGAAAAAGAGCUUUGCCUAGUACAGAGUUGGAUCAAACUUGCGUCACAAGAGAAGAACUUCUUAACGCCUUUAAGUGCAGAAGAAACCGUAGCGCUUCUUGUGCGACACUCAAUGUAUGAUUCUGUUGUACAGCUGUGCGCUCUCUUCAAUCUCAACAAAGCAAUACUAUUUGAGAACGUUACGCUUGCUUGUUGCAAGAUGCCACUAGCCUAUGAAGACGCUACGGAAAUUGGUCCCCGAAAUCCUGAAUGGAUCCUUGAGAACACAGAGUAUGUUAAUGAUGUACCUAAAGCUGCUCUGUUUUAUUUGAGCCAUCUUCUAAUGGAGAGUGAGGGCAGCCGAUACUUUCGUGUAUCUGCGCGAGUUUUCCUAUAUUCGGCGUGUGCGCUACCACCGUGGUUUGUAGUUGAGUACCAGAAAAGGAAUCCAGCCGAGCUACUUAUGAUUUAUGUUGCUUAUGAACGGCUCACAGAAGCGACAGAACUCGCACUCCUCAUGGUGGAAGCGGCACUCGGUUCGAACCCAGAGAUGUUGAACGUCCAGGAGUCCGUCGUGUCAGGCCAAAAAGUAUGGCUACCGCUUAAUGUGAUAGACUUGUUGCAGUAUAAAUUGACAAAAAUCGAGGGAAGUUCACCGAAGUUGCUCAGACAGCGGCUGAUGACGUCUCUUGAGCAGUUCUUCACCAAAGUCAAACAACGCGCGGAAAUUAGAUAAACUUGUAGGUUCUCUAUGUUUUUUAUGCGACUACAAGAUGAACAAAGUGAAGUUUAUCAUAAAGGUGAUUCUGCAUAUUUAAAGGAAGAUGGUCGACAAAUCAUGACCAUGACAAUUGCUCCUAUGAGGGAAGGUCAGGAAAGAGCACGUAGCUCUACCGGCAGUCCAUGUAAAAUGACGAAUGUAUCUAAACUGUAUGUUAUUUCAUAGUAAAACAAUGUUUGUAUGCGUUUAAAUGAAUAAAUUAGUAUUAAUA
Varroa destructor (honeybee mite) is the source of this 4354-nucleotide messenger RNA. RefSeq names its product nuclear pore complex protein Nup160 (gene Nup160). Gene Ontology annotation, cellular component: nuclear pore. The record is from RefSeq and is a predicted model, not a curated record. Lineage: Eukaryota; Metazoa; Arthropoda; Arachnida; Mesostigmata; Varroidae. Gene Ontology annotation, molecular function: structural constituent of nuclear pore.